CCCCCCACCACCACUCCUCCCACCCCGCCACGAUGAGAGGCCUCCUCUCGCGUGCGCCACGCUGGCCCGCCGGGCCGCCGCCUCCUCCACGGGCUCCGGCGCCGCAACCACCGCGCGCCGCCACCUCGCGGGCGCGGCGGAGGCGGCCGAGGCGGAGCUGAAGAAGACGGCGCUCUACGACUUCCACGUGGCGCACGGGGGCAAGAUGGUGCCCUUCGCCGGCUGGAGCAUGCCCAUCCAGUACAAGGACACCAUCAUGGACUCCACCCUCAACUGCCGCGCCAACGGCAGCCUCUUCGACGUCUCCCACAUGUGCGGCCUCAGCCUGCAGGGCCGCCAGGCCAUCCCCUUCCUCGAGUCGCUCGUCGUCGCCGACGUCGCCGCCCUCAAGGACGGCACCGGCUCCCUCACCGUCUUCACCAACGACAAGGGCGGCGCCAUCGACGACUCCGUCGUCACCAAGGUCAACGACCACCACGUCUACCUCGUCGUCAACGCCGGGUGCAGGGACAAGGACCUCGCCCACAUCGGCGCCCACAUGGAGGCGUUCCAGAAGAAGGGCGGCGACGUCAAGUGGCACGUCCACGACGAGCGCUCCCUCCUCGCCCUGCAGGGUCCUCUUGCUGCACCAACUCUCCAGUUGCUGACAAAGGAAGAUUUGAGCAAAAUGUACUUCAGUGAUUUCAAGAUGAUUGACAUCAAUGGAUCUGCUUGCUUCCUCACCAGAACUGGUUACACCGGUGAAGAUGGUUUUGAAAUCUCUGUUCCAUCAGAGAACGCGGUCGAUCUCGCAAAGGCCCUCCUGGAGAAAUCCGAGGGCAAGGUGAGGUUGACCGGCCUGGGCGCCCGCGAUAGUCUCCGGCUGGAGGCUGGCCUCUGCCUGUACGGCAACGACAUGGAGCAGCACAUCACGCCAGUUGAGGCGGGCCUCUCAUGGGCGAUCGGCAAGCGGAGGAAAGCCGAGGGCGGCUUCCUGGGCGCGGAGGUGAUCCUGAAGCAGCUCAAGGAAGGCCCCAAGAUCCGGCGCGUGGGCAUCUUCUCGCAGGGGCCGCCCCCGCGGAGCCACAGCGAGAUCGUGAGCGGCACCGGGGAGAACAUCGGGGAGGUGACGAGCGGCGGGUUCAGCCCGUGCCUGAAGAAGAACAUCGCCAUGGGGUACGUGAAGAACGGGCUGCACAAGGCCGGCACGGAGUUCAAGGUGGUCGUCCGCGGCAAGCAGUACGACGCCGUCGUCACCAAGAUGCCCUUCGUGCCCACCAAGUACUACAAGGCCCCUUAGGUUGUGUACAAAAGAGAAACAAUGGAUGGAUGCUCCCUGGACUGCAAAUUUUCUCUCGCGACUCUGCCAUGGCGGCCUGUUCAUGGCAGGCUGCCGCAGCUGUAACCUCUGUCGGGCUUCCUCUUACAGCUUGACAUUUCUCCUCUACCCUUCUAAUAAUAAUAUAUGCCGGUGCGUUGUUUGCUAUCCCA
This is a messenger RNA of Aegilops tauschii subsp. strangulata, 1470 nucleotides long. Its product is annotated as aminomethyltransferase, mitochondrial. Lineage: Eukaryota; Viridiplantae; Streptophyta; Magnoliopsida; Poales; Poaceae. Gene Ontology annotation, biological process: glycine catabolic process. Gene Ontology annotation, cellular component: glycine cleavage complex; mitochondrion. The record is from RefSeq and is a predicted model, not a curated record. Gene Ontology annotation, molecular function: aminomethyltransferase activity; protein binding.